ACAGUUCCCAUACCUCCCUGACGUCACUUGUCAAUAACUAAGAUGGCGUUCACAUUAUACGCGUUAAUACAAGCAGUAAUCCUUGGUGUAAAUGCCGUGGCUGUGCUACAUGAGGAGCGAUUUCUUAGCAAAAUCGGCUGGAGUGUUGAUCAAAAUGUAGGGGGAUUUGGUGAAGAACCAGGAAUCAAGGUGCAGGUCAUCAAUCUCGUCCGUUCUGUACGAACAGUGAUGAGAGUGCCUUUAAUAGCAGUGAAUGCUAUCUGCAUUGUCUUGUUGCUGCUGUUCGGAUGAGGAACCAACUGAAUGAAUAAUCCCAUCGAAUGCCACUGGUCUGGGCCUAAAACAUGUGACUCUAUGACGUUCUUCGCCCCUGUACAGUCAUGCACCUUCUACUAAUGUUUCUUGUAGACAGCUUCAUUGGUUUGCAUUCGUUUAGCUAAUUCGGCUAUAUGAGAAGUGUUUCGACAUGAACUGAUAGAACCUGACAUCACGAUUGUAAGAAAACGUGCCUUACUGUUUUAUCCUUAUUUAAAUUAUACUUCACUAUCUUUCACUUCACAUUGUAUGGAAGUCUCAGGUAACUGAGUGCAGUGUUUGAACUGGUCAAUUUAUCGAUCUAGAAAUAUGAGCAUACGUGCAACGACGUUUUCACAAGAGAACAGAGAGAGAGAGAGAGAGAGAGAGAGAGAGAGAGAGAGAGAGAGAGAUGAAUGAAUGAAUGAAUGAAUGAAUGAAAAUGUCAUAUAUAUAAUGGUGUAACUGCAGAGACCUUGGUAGAAAAGACCAUUGUGUGAGCAAAAUGUCUUCAUCACUGCAUUUUGCCGAACGUUGGAAACAUGUUACACUUGUUGUCAUGGAUUAAAAUUCAUGAAAUGUU
Messenger RNA from Clupea harengus (Atlantic herring), 877 nucleotides. RefSeq names its product immediate early response 3-interacting protein 1-like. Gene Ontology annotation, cellular component: endoplasmic reticulum membrane; COPII-coated ER to Golgi transport vesicle; Golgi membrane. Gene Ontology annotation, biological process: endoplasmic reticulum to Golgi vesicle-mediated transport. Lineage: Eukaryota; Metazoa; Chordata; Actinopteri; Clupeiformes; Clupeidae. The record is from RefSeq and is a predicted model, not a curated record.